AUGUUUUCUUUAACAAAGCUGGCAUACAACUGGUGCAAUUGGGAAGAGAGGUCAGCCUACGACGAGUUGGAGACGUUGGAAAUAAGCGUUAGACCAUGUUGCCUAUUGUUGAUACUCUACCUUAGGGCAGAAAAUGCUGACUAUAACGUUUCCAAUGACGAUCAAAUGUUUAUUGCGGCCCAUCAAUCAAUCAGUGAAGAGGCCGCAACAAGUGGACACGUCCGGUGCUUGGCGUUUGCAGAAGGCCGCGGGUUCCCGUGGACACGUGCGAUAUGUGUCCUGUCCGCAGCCCACGGACAGCUGGACUGUCUGAAGUACGCAUGUGACCGUGGCUGUCCGUGGGAUGUUGAGGUGUGUUGCAAAGCCGCGGCCAACGGUCAGUUGGCAUGCCUGCGCUACGCCCACGAAAACGGCUGUCCGUGGGACUACACGACGUGCGAAGCGGCUGCGGCUGGUGGCCACCUCGACUGUCUACAGUACGCCCACGACAACGGAUGUCCGUGGGAUUACAUAACGUGUGAGGUGGUCGCAGCCGGUGGCCACCUCGACUGUCUACAGUACGCCCACGAAAACGGCUGCCUGUGGGCCUACACGACUUGCGAGGCGGCUGCAGCCGGUGGCCACUUCGACUGUCUACAGUACGCUCACGACAACGGAUGUCAGUGGAACUUCACGACGUGUGAGGCGGCUGCGGCUGGCGGCCACCUCGACUGUCUGCAGUACGCCCACGACAAUGGCUGUCCUUGGGAUUACAGGACUUGCGAGGUGGCCGCAGCUGGAGGCCACUUUGACUGUUUACAGUAUGCCCAUAAAAAUGGCUGUCUGUGGGCCUACACGACGUGCGAGGUGGCUGCAGCUGGUGGCCACCUCGACUGUUUGCAGUACGCCCAUGACAACGGAUGUUUGUGUGAAGCGGCUGCGGCUGAAGGCCACUUUGUCUGCCUAGAGUGGUGA
Messenger RNA from Macrosiphum euphorbiae (potato aphid), 954 nucleotides. NCBI's taxonomy places the organism in Eukaryota, Metazoa, Arthropoda, Insecta, Hemiptera, Aphididae. The record is from the annotation of a GenBank genome assembly.